CAUGCAAUACUCUAGUCUUCGCCAGAACGCACAGAACAAGCACCCGCGAGUUGUCCUGUUUUGCUGGCUGCUGAAGGAGCCCCGUUGACCGUGUUGAGCUCGCGUUAUUAUGGACCCGCUACUGGUGGCCAUUCCUUUGUGGCUGAGUUUUGGGAGAGCUGCUGCUCUUCAAGAGCCCGAGAUCUGCUACGUGCUGGAUGGCAUCCUGUUCUUGUACGGCGUCAUCCUGACAGCUCUCUACUGCAGAAUCAAGAUCUGCAAUGCUAAAAAGUCUGAGGCAGAAACACCAAAGCAGAAUCCUGAUGAGGGCAUAUAUACGGGUCUGACUCCUCACGCCCAGGACACAUACGAAACAAUCGGCAUGAAGAAGUGAUCAGUGAAAAUCACCUUUUCUUUCUUUCUUUUUUCUCUUUGUAUUUAAAUAUUGCACAUCCUGCCCUGCUUUUAAAGAGUAUACAAGAUUAUGCACACCAGUGUUCACCUCCCUUUUGUUUUUAAUGGAAAGAUGCCAACAUAUUUUAAUGCUUUAGAUAUAUUUUAUAUUGCAAUAGUUAUAAAUAAAAAAAAAACAAAUAUCCCUUUCUUUGACAUUGCUAUGCCGAAACUGUGACUGCACAACUCAGUUCCUCUUUUAAGCUGUUCGGAAGAUUGUUUGUGCAUGUGUGUGAAUAUGAGAGUAAUUUUGUAAGGGUGUUAAAAUGGUUUGCACAAAAAAAAGGAAGAAUGUAUUAUUAUUUUUAAGGCUGAGAGAACAUUAUUUAUCCUUUCAAAAUAAAGCUUUACUGAGCAGUGUUUCCGAAACACCACAGGAUGGCAGUGACGGUGUCCUUGCUGUGGUUCUGUCCACACACACACACAUAGAGGAUGUUUUGAAUGUAAGCUUCAGCCUGUAGAAGCCCAAAGGGUGUUUCAUGUACAUACAUAUGCAAAACCUUAAGUAUGCAAAUUAAAGAAGUUUGUCUGUCUCAAAAUUAGGGCAACGUUGUCUCUUAGAAGUUGCUUUCAGGUGUUACCUCUAGCCUUAAGCUACACAACCACAAAAUAAGCAAAAACAAACCUUUUCUUGACAGUGAUUUGACAUUAUUUACACAGAGUGCUAAAAGAUUUAAUCGACAUGUGUAUCACAUUGACAGAUCAAAACCUGUUCAGCAGAGAUUGUAAUGUGAUUGGGUGAGGAGGGCAAAUCAACAAAGGAGGACGUCCUGUUGAUUUAUGAAGUGACUGUAGAUUAUCACAUUUCCUUUGGAAUAAACCAUUACCUAUGUGUAAACACUGGAGUGUUUUGAGAUUUAAUAUAUGCAGAUGGGUUUAAGCUGUGUUCUACAGGAUGAAAAAUCUCCAUAGUGACUGGUGAUGUUUACGAUUAUCCCUUUAAAAAUAAAGGAUUAAUGUGUUUUCUUA
Molecule: messenger RNA, 1401 nt
Organism: Stegastes partitus (bicolor damselfish)
Lineage: Eukaryota; Metazoa; Chordata; Actinopteri; Pomacentridae
Gene: fcer1g
Product: Fc epsilon receptor IgFc epsilon receptor Ig
Exons: 5
Coding region: 110-373 (87 amino acids)
Biological process (GO): cell surface receptor signaling pathway
Cellular component (GO): membrane; Fc-epsilon receptor I complex
Molecular function (GO): IgE receptor activity
Source: RefSeq, a predicted model, not a curated record